AUGGCUAUUCUCCCUAGUGAUCGUGAUCAGACAACAGCUCCGUCUAUAUUAUGCAACACCAGCAGCGGGCAACCUACGUUCAGUGUUCCAGAACUCUUGCAUACAUUUGAUGCCUUGAUUGGCCAGAGCCGCAACGAGAUUGAUGAGUACCUUUCUCGCCAUCCAAAGCUGGCAUCAAACAUCCGAUCUCUCCAGUCGAUAUCUGCCGCUGAAAUAUCCAAUGAUAUACCCACACCGCCGCCAGAGAACCCCCAGCAAGAGAACCCGCCGCUGGAUGAGGUAGGUGCCACCGAUCGUGGGGCUUGUGUUAAGGACAAUGCGAGCCUGAAAACAAAGAUCGAGGCCCUGUCUGGUCGCUCUGAAUACAGGAAGCUUCGACCCCGUCCCUCCGAGACACCACACCCAUCAGUUCCAGGCCCCGUAAGCCACGAUGACUCUUGUAAGCCCCUCCGGAAGAAAGGAGACGGCAAUGCAGAAGUCGGCCAGGAAAAGACAAAACGUAGCUGCUCCCAACAUUCAGAUGGACUGAAGCGCGACUACAUAUUAGCCAAAGCUGCCGCUGACGUAGUUGCCAACGAACUCACGGCGCCGGAUACAUUGAUAGAACUCCGAGAAGUCAUACUUCAAGAAAGGAACCGUAUGUCCUUUAAUGCCCAAGAGCCAUUAAGCGCAUUUACAAAAGGUAAGACAGCAAGUGAAGGAGAGAUUGCUGAACAGCUCGAAUGCCUCCAUACUCAUUUUGAGAAACUUCGACAAAAUGAGCACAUCAAGACUAUUGCCGACAGAUAUCACUCUGCAUUAAUUGUACAGCUUUACGAUCAUUACAAUAAGCCAAAAAGGACGAAGUAUUCUUUGGGCGUUAUAUUUACCAAAAUCUUAUUGAAGGAUUGGGUCCGUAAAAAAUUGAAGAAUACGACAGAACGAACUAGAAGGAAGAAAAUGCAAACAAAAUGGAAGGCAGAAGUUCAAAUGCAUAGAAUUUGGCUUGACUUCAAUGACGAGUUUGGGUGCGGGGCUCUAUCCCUCAUACCUAAACAAUUCAGGAACACACACGGCCUCAGGCUUAAUCGCCCUGAUGAGCAGGAGCUGUUAUUAAGGAUUAAAGCACAACAUCCAUACUUGAAGAAAGAUAUCGAGGACCUCUCCUUUCUCAUGUGGCAUUUGCUUACUUAUGGUGUAUUGCCACCACAAAAGCUUCUAUUGGAGACACUUAAUGAGCUUGAGAUCAGGGAAAUGAGCCAAAAGAACUAUCGGGAGCUCCUAACCUUUGUCGACUUCCCCGUACCUGCAGAUGUGAAUGGCGCCUUGGAGUGGCCGAAUCGUCCGCAUGACAAUGACUUCUUCAGCGAAGACCCCGCCAUGCUACCUCAAACUGCAGAACAAAAUGCUGCCGAGCAACAGUCGGCUGUAGCGGGCUCAGGCUCAAUGAGACAGUUUGACGACCUUAUGGAAGAGUGCAUUGAUCCGGCUGUGCUAGGGCCAAAUGCUGCUACUCCUUAUGACGGAGCCAAGAUGUAA
This is a messenger RNA of Metarhizium brunneum ARSEF 3297, 1518 nucleotides long. Lineage: Eukaryota; Fungi; Ascomycota; Sordariomycetes; Hypocreales; Clavicipitaceae. The record is from RefSeq and is a predicted model, not a curated record.